GUCGACUACAGAAAUAUUGAUGACAAAAGCAACAACGGAGAGACUGUUUAAUAUGAUGUUACUUCCCACAUGCCCGGACAAACCACCAAAUAUACUUGAACCUGUGAAGCUGAAUCUCACAAACAUCUCCCUAGAUGAGUUGCAGACUAAGUAUCCCUCCCAUCCCGGGGACAGAUACAGGCCCGAGGGGUGUCGGUCCGGGCAGCGACUGGCCGUUGUUAUUCCUUACAGAGACAGGAAGCAACAUCUGGGGAUCCUCCUCAACAACCUCAUCCCCUUCCUCAAAAAACAACAGGCGGACUUUACGAUAUUCGUUGCAGAACAGGCACCAGGAGGAACUUUUAACCGAGGUCUAAUGAUCAAUGCUGGGGUGGAAGCCGCGCUUGAGGCGGAUAACUUCACCUGCCUUGUCAUCCAUGAUGUCGACCUCAUCCCAGAGACUAGCGACAACUACUAUCGCUGUCGGAAAAAACCACUUCAUCUAUCCACUGCCAAUGCGAAAUUUGACUAUAAGCUGCCAUAUCAAGGGUAUGUUGGAGGAAAUAUUGCAAUAACGCCAAGUCAGUACAAGCGGAUCAACGGCUUUUCUAACUUGUACUUCGGCUGGGGUGGAGAAGAUGACGAUUUCGGACAAAGAAUGGCAACAUUUGGUCUGCGAGUGGAAAGAAAUACUCACGUGACUGGACGGUAUUAUGCACAAUCACAUGGCAAGGAUAAGGGGAAUCCUAUCAACCCGAAAAGAAAUAUCUUGCUUGGGAAAGCAGUCGGACGAUUGAAAACGGAUGGGCUGCUCUCCACACAUGUCAAUACCACAGUAUCUCACAGAAGUGUUGUCACGUUGCUUACGGUAUCCAUAGAUACACAGUUCUAUGCAAGAACAGCCCGUAGAUAAUAUUGUCGCUAUAUGCGACUGUCACAAAAUACCUUCGGUCUGUGAUGUUAAAAAAGUUGGGGGAGGUUACAUAAGAUAUUGGUACUGUGCCCUGUUAUUGAUUUGCUUAUUUUA
Messenger RNA from Haliotis rubra (blacklip abalone), 1006 nucleotides. Its product is annotated as beta-1,4-galactosyltransferase 3-like. NCBI's taxonomy places the organism in Eukaryota, Metazoa, Mollusca, Gastropoda, Lepetellida, Haliotidae. Gene Ontology annotation, biological process: carbohydrate metabolic process. The transcript is spliced from 6 exons. The record is from RefSeq and is a predicted model, not a curated record. Gene Ontology annotation, molecular function: glycosyltransferase activity. Bases 20 to 892 code for a protein of 290 amino acids.